CCUGAGAUGGACAGAAAGACAAAGAUGUUAAUUUAUGCGGCUGCGGCACAAUGGUUUAUCAACAUGAUAACAUUGGUUGUUCAAUCCAGAAAAAGAAAAAGGAGAGAAGCAAUUACGUAUGCCCCAAUUGAUGAGAGAGAUAGGAUGAGAAGAGAGUAUUUUGACAACAAAAUAUGGAAGAAUGACACAACCUGUGUGAACAUGAUUAGGCUUCGGAGAGAACCUUUCUUUAGGUUUUUUCAACUCUUUAGGGAUCGCAACUUGCUAAAGGACACAAUACAUUUGACUAUUGAGCAACAAGUAGCAAUGUUCUUGCACACCGUCGGGCACAACAUUAGAAAUAGGGUAAUUGGCGCCAAUUUUGGUAGCUCCGGUGAAGUUGUGAGCCGUUACUUCCAAAGGGUACUCCAUGCCAUUGGCGAGCUUCGAGAUGACCUUAUUAGGAAGCCUUCAUUGGAGACCCAAACCAAAAUAGAAGGAAACUACCGGUGGGAUCCAUACUUUAAGGAUUGUAUUGGAGCUAUUGAUGGUACACAUGUGCGAGCCUCUGUUACACCGGAUAUGGAGGCUUCCUUUCGUGGUAGAAAGACUUAUGCCACUCAAAAUGUGAUGGCGGCUGUAGAUUUUGAUCUUCGAUUCACAUAUGUGUUGGCCGGGUGGGAGGGGACAGCACAUGAUGCUCUAGUUUUACGUGACGCUUUAGAACGUGAAAAUGGUCUGCGUGUCCCACAAGGUACCACUUGAAUGAGUGGGGAAACAACCCUGUGCAAAAUGAGAGGGAGCUGUUCAACCUUAGGCAUUCUUCUCUUCGUGUGACUGUAGAACAUGCAUUUGGGUCAUUGAAGAGAAGAUUCAAGAUACUUGAUGAUGCCACUCCAUUCUUUCUAUUUCCAACACAAGUUGACAUUGUUGUGGCUUGUUGCAUUAUUCACAAUUGGGUUAUAAAUGAUGGGAUAGAUGAAUAUAUCAUACCUGAGGAUGAAUGGGUGCCAAAUAUUACUCAUGCUUCAUCAUCAAGUGGUCAAGCACAUGAACAUGCAUACAUGGUUAAUUUUAGGCAAGGAGUUGCUGAUCAAAUGUGGGAAGACCGACAAAACCAUUUGCAAGGUCAAAAUAUGUAGUAACUACUAUGUCAUUUAGCUCGUCGUGAUGAAUUAUUGUACUUUGUUGAACUAGUUUGUGUGCUGGAACUUAUUUGUAAUGAAAUAUUGUAUUUGUAAUGACUA
Molecule: messenger RNA, 1226 nt
Organism: Triticum aestivum (bread wheat)
Lineage: Eukaryota; Viridiplantae; Streptophyta; Magnoliopsida; Poales; Poaceae
Product: protein ALP1-like
Exons: 4
Coding region: 7-744 (245 amino acids)
Source: RefSeq, a predicted model, not a curated record